Molecule: messenger RNA, 4219 nt
Organism: Spodoptera litura
Lineage: Eukaryota; Metazoa; Arthropoda; Insecta; Lepidoptera; Noctuidae
Product: immunomodulatory peroxidase
Biological process (GO): response to oxidative stress
Molecular function (GO): peroxidase activity; heme binding
Source: RefSeq, a predicted model, not a curated record
GUUAACUAAACAAGAUUUGCGUAAUUUACGUGACAUGAUAAGAUGCUAAAUUAUUCGAAUUGUUACAACCAAAAUUAAUAAACUAAUUUUAAUUUCACUUCAAAUGCACUUGCAACAAAAAGGGACGCCAUUUUUGUUCCAUAUUUUUAAAUCUAAGUUGACUUUGUUCUAAAAUUAACACUAAUUUUUUUAUUGAAAAAUUAUAUGGCGACGGCACUUUUAUGUUCAUUACUCUGAGUGCCAGCUACAAUGACAGUGAUUACAAUAUUUCGUGAUUACAGGAGUGUUUUGCGUGUGUCCGUAUUUUUGUGUUUGUUACUAAAUACUAGUGGAUGUUGCCUAACUGACUGGGACUUGGACUUUUUGAGUGAUGACCUUUUUCCUGAUGUAUCCCCUUUACUGGCCAGUACCAAAUCUUUUUUAGAAGAUUUGCUAAAAAUAAACACUUAUUCUAUGGAUAAUGAAGAAGAAUCUCCGAUCUCCUCCGAACUAGUAGCCGAAUGUAUUAGAAGAGGUCGCGAACUUUCCCGAGCGGCUACCCGACGAAACAACGAGUUGGUUGGAAAUGGCGUCAGUCUGGAAGACUCCUCGCCUGCAAUGCUUCACUUUUUCUCCGCCAAAUUACCUUCGGAUGUCAGGAAAGCGUCUGAUGUUUCUCAUGAGAUUAUUUCUGCUACAAAGCUGCUGCAGAUGAAAAUGUGUUCUGGCAGUGUAACACCAAACUCAUUUGUAUCGUUCUUGGAGCACCAGGGAAUUCGGAUAAAGGACGCAACGUAUUGCCACCAAGUGAAGGUAUGCUGCAGCAGCAGCAACAAGUACAGGAUUAUUGAUGGUACAUGCAAUAAUAAGGACCAUCCUGAAUGGGGCAGGAGAGGAGCACCAUUCACCAGGAUCGCAACACCGCGGUAUGCUGAUGGAAUAUACGCGAUGCCAGUGGCAAAGAGUGGCCAUCAACUCCCUAAUCCUCGCGUCCUUUCCACGAGACUGUUCCAAGACCAGCCCAUCGGAAGCCGUGUGCUCAACAAUAUGAACAUGCAAUGGGGGCAGUUCGUUACACAUGACUUGGUGUUCCAAGUUAUGGAAGUCACUGACAAAGGUGGCAUCCAAUGUUGCUUAGGCGAAGGCAAAGGUAUACUUCCUUCAGAAUGGCUGAAUGAUAAAUGUAUUCCUAUAUCGGUGCCUGAUGAUGACCAGUUUUAUAGAUGCCAUGGUAUUAAAUGUUUAAACUUCGUUCGAAGCGUUACCACUCCCAGAGACGAUUGCAGUUUGGGACAUGCUGAACAGAUGAACACAGUGACCAGUUAUUUAGACGGAUCGCCAAUCUACGGUAGCGAUAAGAAGCUCGCGUCAAAGCUACGGAGUUGGAUAGGUGGACGACUGCGCCAGGAGUCACGGAAAGACUGUCUUCGGGGUUUCUUACCCAGUGUCAGUGACAAAUUCGCAGUAUGUGACUUAAGGAACUCAUCUGAACCCUGCUAUUUGGCUGGUGACACCAGAAUUAAUCAGACACCGACCUUGGCCAUGCUUCACACUUUACUACUAAGGGAACACAAUCGGGUAGCAGAUACCCUAAGUGACCUGAACCCUCUAUGGAGCGAUGAGAAGCUAUACCAGGAAGCAAGGAGGAUUGUCAUAGCUGAGAUACAGCAUAUCACGUACCAGGAGUGGUUGCCUGCUAACUUUGGGGAAUACUACCUCCGCUACUAUGGGAUAUCGCCAUCAACGCUGUAUACUCGAGAUUACAGUCCCGAAGUGAACCCUGGUAUCAUCAACAGUUUCGGAGCGGCAGCCUUCAGGUUCCUGCACACCGUCAUCAGCGAUAACAUUAUGACGUGUCCUAACAGUUACAAUGCUGCUUACUUGUACAAAUUAAGCGACCAUUACUUCAACCCAAGUCUUCUGGAAUCUUCUCCAGAUUCAUUUGACAACAUUGUACGCGGCAUCAUAGCGCAGAAUGCAGGAGAAUCAGAUCCUUACUGUUCAGGGGAGAUCACCAAUUUGCUGUUCAAGUCCCAUAAUAGAUGGGGUAUGGACCUCAUAGCCAUGGACAUACAACGGGGCAGGGACCAUGGGAUCGCGUCAUACAAUGACUUUAGGGAAAUCUGCGGGUUACCCAGAGCAAGAUGCUUCCAAGAUUUAUCGAAUGAGAUGUCACAAGACCGCAUAAACGCUCUUCAGCAUCUAUACGAGUGCGUGGACGACAUAGAUCUGUUCGUGGGUGGUGCCAUGGAACAAGACGUGUAUGGUUCCAUCUUGGGACAUACCUUCCAGUGCAUAGUGGCUGAACAGUUCUACAGGACUAGAAUAUCUGACCGGUACUUCUAUGAUAACGGAGAGAUGCCGCAUUCUUUCACUAGUGAUCAACUAAAAGAACUAAAGAAGGCAUCAAUGGCUCGUUUAAUCUGCGACAAUACGGACAGUGUGUACUAUGUACAGAAGAAAGCAUUUGAAGUGGAAUCUACUUACAAUCCCAAGUACAGAUGUGAUGAUUAUAAUGCUAUACCAUAUGUAGAUCUUACUGCUUGGAAACAACCCUCCAUCUUUGAUUAAUUAAAUAGAUACAUGCGCAAAACUUGCGCAAGUUGUUGGAGAUUUGCGCUACCGGUUUGCGCAAUUGCGCUAAUGAUUUGCGCAGAGUUGCGUGGAAGGUUUACACAGAGUUGCAUUAUCGAUUUGCGCAGACUUGUGCUAAAGGGCGAACCUUUGUAGACUUGCGCAUUGUCAUCUCUUUUAACUAUUAAUAUCCACUCUUACAACUAUUAUAUUAUAGAAAUAAUUAUACAUUACUUAUCAAUAUUGAAGUUAAAUGCAGCAUUGUUAUGCAUAUGUUAUAAGUUAGUAAAAUAAGUAUAUCAAAAUAUAUUUUGUGAUCAAUUAAAAAGACUACAAAUAUAUUUGAAACGUUUAAUAAAAUAAGAAAACAAGUUAUAACGUGUCAUGUACAUAUUAUUUUUAAACCUUAUACUUAUAGUAACAGAUAGUAGAUUUAUUCGAUAUAGAUAAAGUAUCACAAUUUAAUAUUUUAGCUACACAUUGACAAUGGUUAUUUACCCGACUGAAUUAGAAAUGGGUUAAAUGUAUACAUAAUGUUUUUUAUGGGAUAAGCCGGUUUAUCAGCGCCUCCCAUGGACAUCUGUAACACCAGAGGCGUUACAAGUGCGUUACCGGCCUUUUGGGAAUUGGGUAUUUGAGGAUUGUGGAGGAUUGGGGAUUUAGGAGAUUGGGGGGUAUUUGAGAAUUGGGCCUCCGUUAACCUCACUCACGCGAUAAAACACGCAAGCGAUGUUUCACGUCGCUUUUCUGGUUAACUCCUAAAGGAGUUCAAGUUCUAGUUCUAGUUCUAGUAUAUCACAUAUCUAUUCAUGUAUAAGCUGUAAACAGCUGUAAACAACUGUAAAAAGGUUUAUACAUACAUAGAUUAUAUCAUAGGUGUGCGAUGAUCUUCACAAGCUACAGGAUGAUUGAUAUUCAACAUACAUGAAGUGUUUUUAGAUUAAUCUUAUUACUUAAAUAGAUAUUGUGUCUAUUGAUACUAAAUAUGAAAGUCAAUGGCAAUAAAGACCAUUUUAAAGUACAAUUUUAUUUUAAGACAUUUUUUAAAACAUGACUUAAUGUAAAAUAUUAACAUUAUUGCACUACAAACAUUUAGAUAUAUUUUGGCAGGAUAAUCAACAACCUUUACUUAAGUCUGAUUAGCAGACUUGUUUAGUUUAUAAAAAUUAAAGUAUAAUUUCGCGUAACUCUUAAAUAAGUUCUAGUCGUAUUUAGUUCUAUGUAAAGGACAUGUAGGGAUGUUACUUCUAAUUUGUUGAAAUGGUUUCCAACAUACUAUUAUUUAUUCAUAUGUUAUUCUUUGAGAGAACCUGAAGUGUGUAAUUCAGGCCAUGGUGCUUUUAGAGCACUAUCACUUUGUCAUUAAAACAUCACUAUUUGCAGGUUAAGUAACUAUUUGUAGAUUCACUUGUCCAUUUAGUUCACUUUUCCAUUUUUAGGGUUCAGCUCUGUGAACUAUUGUACUCAAAUGAAAACAAUUUAGUUUAGACCUAGGAAUAUGGCCACAAAAAUCAGCUUUAAUACAAUCAGUCGAUUUUGGAAUGUUCAUUUUGUUAUUUGCCUUAACAAAACUAUGAUGACGGCAGAAUACAAUUACACAUAACAUCAUCCCCGAAGGGAUGGCUACCCUUUGGCUAGAGGUGCACAUUACGGCACUUAAUGCCAC